This is a messenger RNA of Galendromus occidentalis (western predatory mite), 3360 nucleotides long. RefSeq names its product Paramyosin (gene Prm). Gene Ontology annotation, cellular component: myosin complex. The record is from RefSeq and is a predicted model, not a curated record. Bases 91 to 2724 code for a protein of 877 amino acids. NCBI's taxonomy places the organism in Eukaryota, Metazoa, Arthropoda, Arachnida, Mesostigmata, Phytoseiidae. The transcript has 9 exons.
AGUAGCUUCGGGAGUGUCGAGUUCGUCGUUCGCGCCUGUCGUUGAGGGUUUGUGUUUGGUUCUGUGAUCUCGUGAUCCCACCGAAGGAUCAUGGCCUCCGUAUCAAGGUCUAGCAAAUACGUGUACAAGAGCAGCGGGGGAUCCGGAGGCGACAUUUCGAUCGAGUAUGGAACCGACCUCGGCGCCCUGACCAGGCUCGAGGACAAACUCCGUCUGCUCCAUGAGGAUCUGGACAGCGAGCGAGAGUUGAGGCAGAGGAUUGAACGCGAACGAUCCGAUCUGCAAUGUCAACUCAUCGCACUUUCCGACCGCCUGGAAGAGGCCGAAGGUGGGGCCGAAACCCAGUGCGAGAUGAACAAGAAACGGGACACUGAGCUGUCCAAGCUCAGGAAACUGCUCGAAGAUGUCCACUUGGAAAGCGAAGAAACCGCCCACCAUCUGCGCAAGAAGCACCAGGAAGCCAUCGCUGAAUUCCAAGAGCAGCUCGAUGCGGUUGCUCGUGCCAAGGCCAAGUCCGAGAAAGAGAAGCAGAAGUUCCAGGCCGAAGUUUACGAAUUGCUUGCUCAAGUCGAGAACGCCCAGAAGGAGAAAAUGACUGCCAUGAAGACCGUGGAGAAGCUCGAAACGACCGUUUAUGAAUUGAACAUCCGUAUCGAAGAGUUGAACCGAACCAUCGUAGAGGUCACCGCUCAGAGGUCCCGCCUCAGCGCCGAGAACGCUGAGUACUUGAAAGAGAUCCACGAGGUUAAGGUUUCCCUCGACAAUGUCAACCACCUCAAAGGCCAACUCGCAACCCAGCUGGAAGACUGCCGCAGGCGUCUCGAAGAGGAGGACAGGAGGCGCUCCACUCUGGAAAACCACGUGCACACUCUGGAGGUCGAGAUCGAGUCUCUGAAAGUUCAACUCGAUGAGGAAGCCGAAGCCCGUCUGGAGAUCGAGAGACAGCUGUCGAAGGCUAACGCUGACGCUGCCACGUACAAGAGCAAGUACGAGGCCGAAUGCCAGGCGCAUAUCGACGAGGUCGAAGACCUUCGUCGCAAGAUGGCUCAGAAGAUCGCCGAGUACGAAGAGCAGCUCGAAGCCCUCCUGAACAGGUGCUCGUCGCUCGAGAAGCAGAAGUCGCGUCUGCAGUCCGAAGUCGAAGUCCUCAUCAUGGACCUCGAGAAGGCGACGGCUCACGCCCAGGCUCUCGAGAAACGCGUCGCGCAGCUCGAGAAACUCAACAACGAUCUGAAGGCCAAGCUCGAGGAAGUCACCAUGCUCAUGGAGCAGGCGCAGAGGGACGCCCGGCAGAAGGCCGCCGAGCUCGCCAAACUUCAGCACGAGUACGAGAAGCUCCAAGAACAGAAGGACGCUCUCGCCCGAGAGAACAAGAAACUCAGCGACGAUCUCCAGGACGCGAAGAGCUCGCUCGCCGAUGCCAUCCGUCGCCUCCACGAGCUCGAGAUCGAGAUCAAGCGUCUCGAGAACGAGCGUGACGAACUCAGCGCCGCCUACAAGGAGAGCGAGUCCCUGCGCAAGUCCGCCGAGAACCGCUGCCAGGUGCUCCAGUCCGAGCUCCAACAAGUUCGUCACGAGUACGAGAAGCGUCUCGCGCAGAAGGAAGAGGAACUCGAGGCGCUCCGCAAGCAGUACAUGCUGGAAGUCGAGAAUCUCAACAUGCGUCUGGCCGAUGCUGAGGCCAAGCUGAAGACCGAGGUCGCUCGCAUCAAGAAGAAGAUGCAGGCUCAGAUCACCGAGCUCGAAAUGUCGCUCGACGCCGCCAACAAGCAGAACCUCGACCUGCAGCGCGUCAUCAAGAAGCAAGCCAUGCAGAUCCAGGAACUCCAGGCCCACUACGACGAGGUCGCUAGACAGCUCCAACAGACCCUCGACCAACUCGGUGUCACUCAAAGGAGGUGCCAGGGUCUCCAGGCCGAGCUGGAUGAACAACGUGUCGCGCUUGAAUCCGCCCUCCGCGGAAAACGCGUUGCUGAGCAGUCUCUCGAAGAGGCUCAGGUUCGCAUCAAUGAGCUCACCACCAUCAACGUCAACAUCGCUUCGGCCAAGAGCAAGCUCGAGGGCGAACUCUCUGCCCUCCAAGCCGACUACGAUGAACUCCACAAGGAGCUCCGCGUUGUCGAUGAACGCCUCCAGAGGACCCUUGUCGAGCUCAAGAGCACCAAGGAUCUCCUCGUCGAGGAACAAGAGAAAUACAUCAAGGUCGAAUCCAUCAAGAAGUCGCUCGAGGUCGAGGUUCGCACCCUCCAAGUCAGGAUCGAGGAAGUCGAAGCCAAUGCUCUUGCUGGUGGCAAGAGGGUCAUUGGAAAACUCGAGGCCAGGAUCCGUGACAUUGAGCUCGAACUUGACGAAGAGAAGAAACGCCACGGUGAGACUCAGAAGGUCCUCCGCAAGAAGGAUCACCGUUCCAAGGAAUUGCUUGUCCAGACCGAGGAAGACCACAAGACCAUCACCAUGCUCAAUGACACCAUUGAGAAGCUCAACGAGAAGGUUAAAGUCUACAAGAGGCAAAUGACUGAGCAGGAAGGCCUCAGCCAGCAGAAUCUGUCCCGUGUCCGUCGCUUCCAACGAGAGCUCGAAGCCGCCGAAGAUAGAGCCGAUUCUGCUGAAGGAAAUCUCUCGCUUAUCCGAGCCAAGCACAGGAGCUGGGUGACCACAUCCAGCGUGCCCGGCGGCAGCCGACAAGUGUUCAUCACAGAAGAGUCCUCCACCACUCAGAUGUAAGCGUCAACUGCCCCGCACACAUUUCCGGCAGUCAGAUUCCUAUGAUUUCGGCCAGGGGUCGCUUGCCGAGUCUGCAAAGGAGCGACGAUGCGACCCCUUUUUACUCCGUGCCAACGUGGUGACUCCGACUAAAUCAGCUCAGCAUCAUAAGACGUCCCGUUUCAUCUUCCUCGACGACGAAACAAGGCCGCCUUCCCAGUGGUCGAUGUGUGAGAUAAAGCAGCGAACGAAUUUGUCGGGCGGGAAAAGGAGUUUCCGCAUUCGCACGGAGUGCCCUCUCGAACGGCACUUUUUUGAUCUUGGGAAUAUGGAAACAAGGGACCUACGUCGAAAAACCCUGUAGGUCUCUCUGACUGCAAAGGAACCAAGAAUUUCCCGAGCUCGAAAGAGUAGCCUUUCACCAAGUUCCCAGCAACAAAGUUGAACGACGACCACCACCACAAAUUCGACAUGUAUUUGAACCAAGUCGAGAAACGAAGAAUCCUAAGAGAGCGAAUGGAUGUCUGAGCGUGUGAUGCGUGCACGCAUAUAUCAUACCAUGGAGCCGACGAAUCAAAAUCGAACGAUGGAGUAUCGAUGCAGGCCAUGUCAAGCAAUUUUUGUUAUUUAUCGAACUAAUAAUAAUAAUAAAAAAGG